AUGCACUCAUAUCUUGGUCGUUGGCCAACAGUGGUCACAAGAUUUCUUAAUUUUAAUGCAGUCCGAUUAGUAGCAAAUAUUAGUUUAAAUACAGCUUCUAAGAAAUUUGAUUCGAUUGAAAAUGAAAAAAUACGACGAGAAGAAGAUUAUGAAUAUGAAUAUAAAGAUCAGCUUGAUAUAUUGAGAAGACAUGAACGUUUAACUGUUGAUUCCACAAAUCCACAAUAUAUGACCGCUGUAUUCAAUGGUGAAUUUAAUCGUGAUAUAUUAACUUAUCCAGAAUUAUUAACAAAAACAGAGUCAAUUGAGAUGAACAAACUGAGUGAAUGUUUAAAAACGUUUACCAAUAAAAUUGAUAGAAAAAAAAUUGAAAGAGAAAAUCAUAUCGAUAAAGAUAUAGUGAAAGAAAUGAAAAAAUUAAAAUUAUUCUCUCUAGUUAUUCCGGAAGAAUUCGAUGGUUUAAACCUUAACAGUCAGUUAUCUAUCCGGAUAUUUGAAGAAUUAGCCGUUAACCCAACAAUCACAACAAUGCUGUUAGUUCAUACGGAAUAUGCAGUAAGAAGUAUUCUACUCUACGGCACGAAUAAUCAACAGCGUUAUUAUUUACCAGAUUUGGCGAGUGGAGAAUUAGUGGGUACAGCAUGUAUCACUGAAGCUCAUUGUGGUAGUGAUAUACGAGCGAUUGAAACCACUGCCAAACCUAAAAAACAUGAUGAGAAAAUAUACGUUUUAAAUGGAAAGAAAAUGUGGAUAACGAAUGGUGAAAAUGCGGGUUUAUUUCUUGUUUAUUGUAAAACAAAUGACAAAAUAACACAUAAAGACUACGAUGACCGUUUUUCAUUUUUUCUUGUUCAUCGUGAUAUGGACGGUGUUAAAAUUUCACCAACAAUCUCUACAUUAGGCUUACGUGGUCUUGGUUUAACACAUAUUGAAUUUGAAAAUGUUGAAAUAGAUUCAACGCAACAUUUAAUUGGUCAAUUGGGUGAAGGAUUGAAUAUUCUAAGAAAUUUACAUGGCUAUGUGCGAACAACAUUGUCUGGCAUGUGCGUAGGUGUAGUGAAAAAGUUGACUGAAUUAACUGUUGAACGUUGUAUUAAACGUGAAUCAUUUGAUCGGAAAUUAAUCGACAAUGGUCUGAUUCAAAAGAAAUUAUUUCAGAUAGAAUUGGAUACAUACGGAAUGGAAUCAAUGACAUAUUUAACAAGUGGAAUAUUAGAUUCAUUUUCAAUGCCCAUUAUUUCAAUUGAGUCGGCUAUUACGAAAAUAUUUUCAACCGAUAAAUUAUAUCGUAUUGCAACUGAUUGUUUAGAAAUCUAUGGCGUAGAAGGUAUUGAAAUUGGUCAUCCAAUUGAACAAUAUUUACGUGAUAUAAGACCAUGGUCGAUGUUUGAUGCACCUAAUGAUGUACUGAGAUUAUUAACAGCUUGGGAAGGUGUUACAAAUGUCAGUUCGAAGUUAAGUGAUUAUGUAAAAAAAAUACGUAAUCCAUUCGAUUUUCCUGCUUUGACUAUAGCAAAUGUUUUAUAUGAAUUGAAAGAGAAGGCAGAAAUAUGGCGAGUACCAUUUACGUUUAAACAUGAUCUGUGGAAAUGUGUACAUCCGUCUCUUGGUGUACCAUCAAAGGACUUGGAAUAUGCCAUAUUUGUGUUACGAAACACAACGAAACAAGCUGUAGUUAAAUCUGGAAGAGAUAUCAUAGACAAUCAAUUCUAUCUGAGACGUUUAGCAGAAAUUGCUAUAGAAAUUUAUGGGAUGACGGCUAUGUUGGGGCGUGCAUCGAGAUCAUAUUCAGUCGGACUGAAGAACUGUGACCACGAAAAGGCACUAACGUUUUCCUAUUGUACACACGCUAGAGAGCAUGUAACGCAAUUAGAGAACGAAAUAAACCAAAAAGAACAUUCACUUGGUGAUGAACAUAUGCAACAUAUAGCAAAACGAAUGUUAAAAGCGAAAGGUUAUACUGUGACAACACCAUCAAUUAUCGUCUUUUAUCUAUUUUUUGUUUCUCGUUUUUUGCAUAAAAUGGGGCGAUUGACACCUGAAAUCAUAGAAGGUAGUCCACAAUAUUUGAAUCCGGUUGGUCAAUAUGAAUUGAGUUUAAGAGAUUUAAAAAUACCGGUUAUAGAAAAUCUUGGUUGUACGCUGAAUCAAUUUGAUACAAUUGAUUUUACAAACAAUGAUCUUAGAAAAUUAGUAAGUCUUAUAUACUUAUACAGCAGUGCAAAAAAUCGAAUUGUUGAGGGUCUUCAUCAAUAUAUUCCAAAUUUAGAUACAAUUAUAUUAUCAAAUAACAACAUCCAAGAAUUAAGUGAUAUUGAUCCAUUGGCAUCGUUAACAAAACUAACACAUAUAAGUUUAACACGUAAUCCGAUUGCCAUGAAAAAAGAUUAUCGUCUAUAUGUAAUACAUACAUUGCCAAAUAUUCGAACACUUGAUUUUAAUCGUAUUCGUUUAAAGGAAAAAGAAGCUGCACGAAAAAUGUUUAAAACCAAAAGCAAAGAAGCUGCAAAAAAUAAAAAUAAAUCAAAAACAUUUGUUCCUGGAGAAGGUUUAGAUGGUAAACCACAACAACAAACAUCACAAACACCGAAAAUUAGCAAAAAAGAUACAGAAGCAAUUAAAAAAGCAAUUUUGGAGGCUAAAAGUUUUGAAGAAGUUGAGAAAUUAAAAGCAAUUUUACAAUCAGGUCAAAUACCAUCGGAAUUAACUGGCGAAAAACAAAAUGGGCAUGGUGAUGAAACAAUGGAACAAGAUGAAGAAGAAAAUCAACAACAACAGCAAGAUGACGAAAAACAACAAUCAGUGGGUAAUGCGAUGGAAGUAUGA
Molecule: messenger RNA, 2826 nt
Organism: Didymodactylos carnosus
Lineage: Eukaryota; Metazoa; Rotifera; Eurotatoria; Philodinida; Philodinidae
Source: the annotation of a GenBank genome assembly